Messenger RNA from Coregonus clupeaformis (lake whitefish), 2350 nucleotides. RefSeq names its product zinc finger protein 135-like. The transcript is spliced from 2 exons. The record is from RefSeq and is a predicted model, not a curated record. Gene Ontology annotation, molecular function: RNA polymerase II cis-regulatory region sequence-specific DNA binding; DNA-binding transcription factor activity, RNA polymerase II-specific. Lineage: Eukaryota; Metazoa; Chordata; Actinopteri; Salmoniformes; Salmonidae. Bases 160 to 657 code for a protein of 165 amino acids. Gene Ontology annotation, biological process: regulation of transcription by RNA polymerase II.
GAGGAGGAGGAGACUGGAGCUCGGAUUAACACCAGAGAGAGACCAGACUCUCACUCAGACAGUGGGAAGAGUCCUUCAGUGGAACCAGACCCAGAGACGCCCAACCAACACCACUGCGCCCACUGUGGAAAGAGUUUUAGGUGGUUAGGGAGCCUGCAAAUGCAUGAGAGAAUACAUACAGGAGAAAAGCCCUACCACUGUUCCCACUGUGGAAAGAAUUUUACUCAGUUAGGGGCCCUGGUUGGGCAUGAGAGAACACACACAGGAGAGAAGCCGUAUCACUGUUCCCACUGUGGAAAGAGUUUUAGGUGGUUAUGGGGCCUGAAAAAGCAUGAGAGAAUACACACCGGAGAGAAGCCUUACCACUGUUCCCACUGUGGAAAGAGUUUUAGGUGGUUAGUGAGCCUGAAAACGCAUGAGAGAAUACACACUGGCGAAAAGCCUUUCCAAUGUUCCCAGUGUGAAAAGAAUUUUAGGUGGUCAGGGAGUCUGAAAAAGCAUGAGAGAAUACACACAGGAGAAAAGCCUUUCCAACAUACUAACACACGGGAGGAGAAGACAUACCACUGCUCUCAUUGUGGAAAGACAUUUUCCCAGUCAGAGGACCUGAAAUCCCAUGAGAGAAUAGAGAGGCUGUGUUCUGACUUAAGUUUUUGACUGAGAAUGUGUCCACUGCCAGGAUUCACAGGGCCAGGGUGUCCACAAUGGAAACCUGGAAAAAAGCAGCGGAUAUUUCUGAACGUUUAUCCAACAGACCUGUACAUCCAUGAAUGGAUCUCUAUAAUGUGUAACUAUUUCUGAUGUAUGUAUUGUUUAAUAGAUGUACUAUGUAAGGUAUAUUUAUCUGUGGUUUUAUUUCACCAUAGAUUUUACAUAUGCUAUCAGAUUGCCGGGUGGGGAGAUAGGAGUUUUAUAUAUACACUGUGUGCACAAUUAUUAGGCAAGUUGUAUGUUUGAGGAUAUAUUUUAUUAUUGAACAACUACAGUGCUCUCGGUCAAUCCAAAAUGUUAAUAAACCUCAAACCUGAAUAUUUAAGAAAGUCGGCUUUCUUUGGAGAAUAUCUAUGUGUGCACAAUUAUUGGGCAACUAUUAGUGUGCAGAAUUAUUAUGCAGCUAAAUGAAAAACGAAAAGUUCCCCAUCUCACUUGUUUAUUUUCAUCUGUUAAAGUGAGAAUAAUAAACUAACUAAAAAUUUACAAAUAAACAUUUCUGACAUUUCAAAAAAAAAAAUCUGUGACCAAUAUAGCCACUGGUCAGAGAGGUGUACUGUUUACCUUCACCAUAAAUCUACCGUUUAAGAAGGGACCACAAGUUCUCAAUAGGGUUUAGGUCAGGUGAGGAAGGGGGCCAUGUCAAUAUUAUUUCAUCUUUAAGGCCUUUACUGGCUAGCCACGCAGUGGAGUACUUCGAUGCAUGUAAUGGAGCAAUGUCCUGCAUAAAAAUCAUGGUCUUCUUGAAAGAUGCAGACUUUUUCCUGCACCACUGCUUGAAGAAAGUGUCUUCUAAAAACUGGCAGUAGGUUUGGGAGUUGAGUUUGAGUCCAUCUUCAACCCGAAAAGGUCCAACUAGCUCAUCUUUAAAAAAUACCAGCCCAUACCAGUACCCCACCUCCACCUUGCUGGCGUCUGAGUCGAAGUGGAGCUCCGUGCCCGUUACUGAUCCAGCCACGGGCCCAUCCAUCUGGUACGUCAACAGUCACUCAUCUCAUCAGUCCAUAAAACCUUUGAAAAAUCUGUCUUCAGAUAUUUCUUGGCCCAUUCUUGACGUUUCAACUUAUGGGUCUUGUUCAGUGGUGGUCGGGUUUCAGCCUUCCUUACCUUGGCCAUGUCUCUGAGCACUGAACACCUUGUACUUCUGGGCACUCCAGGUAGGUUGCAGUUCUGGAAUUUGAGGAUAACAGGAGGAUAAUGGGUUCCUGGUAGCUUCACGUUUGAUUCUUCUCAGAUCCUUGGCAGUUAAUUUGCGUCUUUUUUUCUCAACACGGUUCUUGCGACCCUGUUGACUAUUUGCAACAAAACGUUUGAUGGUUCUGUGAUCACGCCCCAAUAUCUUAGCAAUUUCAAGAGUGCUGCAUCCCUCUGAAAGACUUUACCAUUUUUGACUUUUCAGAGUCAGUUAAAUCUAUUUUUUGGCCCAUUUUGCCUGAGGAAAAGAAGAUGCCUAAUAAUUAUACACACCUUGAUAUAGGGUGUUGAUCUCCUUAGGCCACACCCUCCCUCAUUACACAAAUACACAUCUCCUGAUAUGUUUAAAUCCAAUAAGCAUUCCAGUUUAUACAGCUUGGAGUUGGGAAAUAUGCAUAAUAAUGAUGAUAUGGUCAAAAUACUGACUUGCCUAAUAAUUGUGCAC